AUGCAAGUUUCCGGAUAUAUUGUUUUCUCCAUCGUGUGUGGAUUGGUGAGAGAAGGACUUCAGGCAAAUGCGUGCACCACUUUCCAUAACUUGGUUGGAGUUUGUACAUCAAGGGAAUACUGCGCCGUCGAAAAUAGAGAAGAAUUGUUAAACAAUCCAAAUGCUUCCAAAGGGGAAUGUUCGCACAUUGAAGUGUGCUGUCCCGAAGAUAAAGUUACAAGCGAGCCUUUCGAAUAUGCAAAUGAUGACUAC
Brenthis ino (lesser marbled fritillary) is the source of this 252-nucleotide messenger RNA. Lineage: Eukaryota; Metazoa; Arthropoda; Insecta; Lepidoptera; Nymphalidae. The record is from the annotation of a GenBank genome assembly.